AGCUACCCCGGAAAAAAAAGAAGUUAAUGACCCUUUUAGCUAGCUGCUUCUCUCAUAGCUACCAGAUUGGCUUUUUGUGUUUUUAAGCUAAUUCUGGGUUUGUUUUCAUCUUGUCGUGGUAAAGACAACGGUGGUUAACAUACUUGGAAGAUUUAACUUCCCACCAUGUUUCUCACCCUCACCCUGCUGCGGAAAGGCAUCCCUGGGAAGCAGUGGAUCGGAAAGUAUCGGCGUCCGCGGCCGAUUACGUGGCAGAUGAAGCGCAACACGUUGAAGAAUCUGGAGCGUGAGGCCGAGAACGAAUACUGGCUCAGCCGGCCGUACAUGACCGCGGAGCAGGAGCACGGCCACGUCAAGGAGCGCAGAGCCCAGGACUGGCUCAAGAUCAAGGAGGCCAAGUUUGCCAAUUUCCCCGAACACAAGCGCAUGACAGACCACCUGAGCCACUUAAGAAUCACCAAGACGUGGUGAAGCUAACAUCAGCAGCAGCGAAAGGACAAGCAGAGACUGUCUUUGUAAUGUGACAACAGAACAUGUUGGUGUGUGUUGACUGAGAAGCCCCCCUGAAAUGUCCACAAAAGUCUGUUUUAGCUCCCUGCAUGAACAAGUCUGUAAUUUAUUUCUCUGUCUCGCAGAAGCUGAAUCCACACUUCAGCAGGAUUGUAAUUUCUCCACAUUCAACGCAGCUUCUUUGGAUAAAAACUUCUUAAAACGCCA
This is a messenger RNA of Stegastes partitus (bicolor damselfish), 717 nucleotides long. It is a transcript of the gene mrpl57, whose product is annotated as mitochondrial ribosomal protein L57. The coding region runs from base 166 to 471 and encodes 101 amino acids. Gene Ontology annotation, cellular component: mitochondrial ribosome. Gene Ontology annotation, molecular function: structural constituent of ribosome. NCBI's taxonomy places the organism in Eukaryota, Metazoa, Chordata, Actinopteri, Pomacentridae. Gene Ontology annotation, biological process: mitochondrial translation. The record is from RefSeq and is a predicted model, not a curated record. The transcript is spliced from 2 exons.